Messenger RNA from Klebsormidium nitens, 1088 nucleotides. NCBI's taxonomy places the organism in Eukaryota, Viridiplantae, Streptophyta, Klebsormidiophyceae, Klebsormidiales, Klebsormidiaceae. The record is from the annotation of a GenBank genome assembly.
UGCAUGGAUGGCUCGGCUCGAGCCUGAGGUUUGGCGCUGCGGCUUGGAGUUGCCAGUCACGUGAGAAGGAACUUUCAACAUCAACUUCAAGUUCACAAGAAACUUGGAAGAUUAUAUUGGCGCCGUGAUUGCCGGCUCAGUCGAAGCUUAGGUUGCCUUGAGCUCUGCUAUGCUAAUAGUCUGUUUUGCUUCCUUGAAUGUUCUGCUCAACCGUGCCCCUCUGAAGGUCGUCCUUAUCUUAGCUGCAUAGCACAACUCCUCAUGCGGACAGAUUACCAAGAAGGCGACCAGCUAGAGCACUUAAGAAAAGAGGUUCUUAAACCAAAAGAACAAAGGUACACAGACGUUGUAUGAUCAGUUAGCUUGAAGUGACAACACAUCGUCAUCUCUGGGGGCUGUGGAAUUUGUUCACGACCACUAUGGUAGACAAGGAGGGAGGAAGCGUCUGCCCGCACUGUAAAAAGGUGAUAUCGACCGCCAACUUCGAUCUUCAUGCUGUCCACUGCAAACGGAAUCUGGAAAAGUGUCAGCGAUGCGGGGAGAUGGUGGCAAGGGUCAGAGCUGCGGAGCACUUCGAUGAAUUCCAUGCUCUGGUCCCCUGUACUUUAUGUCAAGCAAAGAUCGAGGUUUCAGAUCUUGCAAGACACAACCUCAACCAAUGUCCUAAGCGCGAGACCAUUUGUCCUUAUUGCGAGUUCAGCAUGCCGGCUGAAGAUUCUGUAGAACACGAGUACUUUUGCGGUAGCAGGACGGACCUCUGUGUGUACUGCAAUAAGUACAUAACGAAUCGGGAGAGACUAGGACACGAUGUCAUGGUUCAUGGCUUCGAAUAUGAUAAGGAAGUCAAAACGAGUGGGGACGGAAGCAGUAGUGCAGAACCUGUGGAAGUAAGUAGUCAAAGUAGGGGCCCGGGGCAAAGAAGCGGCAACCAUUUGCGAAAGCUCUGGGUGACGGCAGCAUUGGGGGCUGCUGUUUUCCUGGUGAGCGCUUACUUUGGUCGAAGACCAACAGCACGUGGAGCCUCGUAGUUUUAUAAGCCCUAUGUUCCGAUUUUUUGAUCAAUAUUCUGCAUAAGAGUGUUCACUACG